Molecule: messenger RNA, 1130 nt
Organism: Arachis ipaensis
Lineage: Eukaryota; Viridiplantae; Streptophyta; Magnoliopsida; Fabales; Fabaceae
Source: RefSeq, a predicted model, not a curated record
UACCCGUUAUUCCAGAAGAGGAGCUGAAUUUGGAGUUUGCUGUUGUGGCCAACAUGGAGAAUUGGUUGGUGAAGGUGUGCCAUGAUGCUCAAAUUCCUGGUCCAUGCUUUUUCAAGCAAGAACGGUUUACAAGAGAGAAAGGCCCAUUUUACGGGUUCACUGUGGUGGUUCCGGGCGAUCCAUUUGAAGUUGAGCUUUCAGCCAGGGGUCGAUUCUCCUUGGUUGAGAAAACUACAAGAGAGGAUGCAGCAUUUGAGAUGUUAGGUCGUGUGUUGGAUUUAACCGGAAAGGAGAUUCGGGACUAUAGCUAUUCGAAGCUGAAGCUUGUAAAGGACAGUAACAAUGCUCUCCGUGCGAAAUUAAGUCAAUUAGAAGAGGCAUACAAGAAGCUGAGGGGUCGUUACGAUGCACUAAAACACAGAAACGUUGAAGGCAAUGCAAUAUGAAGAGUGGUCUACUAGGUACGAAGACAUGUUUCCAUCCAAACCAUGCACAGUCGCUUCCCAGCAGCGAAAUCUCAGGGAAGAAGUUGCCGCUGUUGCCUUUGUUUUGCAUGGACAUGCUGAAAAUGUGCAAGCUAUUGCUGAUGAUGUUUUUGAAUCGACAAACCACAGAGAUGCCACCAUCUUACGCGGCUCCUCCAUUCCAAGCAAAGCUCCAACCCUUCCCCUAGAAAUCCUGACUGUUGCAGUUGACUCGGAGGAGAACAACCCGCCGCAGCCGCUGACAGCCCUGGUGCUAAAAGGAAGGAUGCUCUUCCACUCACCAGAUGGGCGAUGCACUGGAUCAGCGCCGACAAAGCGUUUAAGAGCUGCUACUGCUUGCAGCACAAUGCGGAAGGUUGCUAAGACUAGGUCAAAGUUUAAAGCCACUCAUGAAUGGAUUUCAAUCGUGAGGAUACCUUGUUAUUCAACUAUUUAUUCUCGGAUGGACAUUCAAAUGAGGAAACCCUUGUCAGAAUGCCCAAUAUCGACUCACAAGGCGACAUAUUCAAACGUUGAUACCUGGACGACCUAUAGAUGGGAGGGUUGUUGAAAUCGUAGCAAUGCGAAACACAUGUUCAAUUCAGCAUGUUAGACAUCCGUUCUUUUGGUGCCUCCCACCUGCUUUUGCCGAAGACGUCGCCAAGG